Messenger RNA from Coregonus clupeaformis (lake whitefish), 1110 nucleotides. RefSeq names its product solute carrier family 49 member A3-like. Lineage: Eukaryota; Metazoa; Chordata; Actinopteri; Salmoniformes; Salmonidae. The annotation marks the transcript as partial. The transcript has 9 exons. Gene Ontology annotation, biological process: transmembrane transport. Gene Ontology annotation, molecular function: transmembrane transporter activity. Gene Ontology annotation, cellular component: membrane. The record is from RefSeq and is a predicted model, not a curated record.
UCUAUUACAAAACGUUUUCCGUUAACUUCAAACGGAAAACAGCAAACGGGAGUUUCUAUUGGACAAAUGCAGUUAUGGCUGACCUUUGCUCCAGUGGUGGACCAUUCAGCCCAGUUCUUGGGUGUCACCCUGGACCAGAUCAACUGGCUGUCCAUCAUCUACAUGGUGGUGGCCAUACCUCUCAGCUUUGGGACCACAUGGAUGCUGGACACCUUAGGACUCCGAAUCACGCUGGUGCUGGGUUCCUGGCUCAACACGUUGGGAGCUGUGCUGCGUUUCGUCGGCAUCCUGAGGAGCCUUCCAAAUGCGGCCAAUUUCCCUGUUGUGAUGGGGGGCCAAACCCUGUGUGCCCUGGCCCAGCCCCUGGUUAUCUUCACUCCCACCAAGCUGGCAGCCCUCUGGUUCCCAGAGCACCAGCGGGCCACCGCCAAUAUGAUAGCCUCCAUGUCAAAUCCCCUUGGGAUUCUCAUUGCUAGCAUCUUUUCCCCUAUGAUUGUGGGGACUACCAACAACAUCCCUUUAUUGCUGUUCAUAUAUGCUGUACCAGCAGCCAUCAUCUGUCUCCUAGCAACAGUGGGGAUCCGUGAUAGUCCCCCCCCAACGCCCCCCUCAGCCAGUGCCGAAAGCUCCAACUCAGAGCCCUUCCUGGAGGGAAUCAAGCUGCUCCUGAGGAACAAGGCCUACAUGAUUAUCCUGAUUCUCCUGCUUCGGCUCGGGGAUCACUGUGUUCACUUGCUUCUCUACACUACUGGAGCAGAUUAUGUGUGUCCGACGAACUUUGCAGGACUGUGCGGAGGUCUCUUCAUUGUGUUCGGUAUAGUCGGGGCUGGCUUCCUGGGUCUCUACGUUGACAAGACCAAGAAGUUCACCAAGGUCAACAGGAGCCUCUCAGCGCUGGCCUGCAUUGCCUUUUCAGGUGGUAUCUCAGAUGCGGAAUCAGGGAAUAGCCGUGGCAGUUGCUUGUUCGCUCUGCGGCUUUUUCGGCUUCUCCAUUUACCCGGUUGCCAUGGAGUUGUCUGUGGAGUGCUCCUACCCGGUUGGAGAGGCCACCUCAGCAGGCCUUAUCUUCAUAUCAGGACAGAUCCGGUCAGUUAUCUACAGUGGGGAGAA